Monoraphidium neglectum is the source of this 1161-nucleotide messenger RNA. RefSeq lists its product as hypothetical. The record is from RefSeq and is a predicted model, not a curated record. NCBI's taxonomy places the organism in Eukaryota, Viridiplantae, Chlorophyta, Chlorophyceae, Sphaeropleales, Selenastraceae. The transcript is spliced from 3 exons. Bases 1 to 1161 code for a protein of 386 amino acids.
AUGCUGAGCCUGGCGCUGCGCCUUAUGGCUGCGGCUGGAGAGGUGACCCUGCCAAACGGCGAGCGCGCCGCCCUCCACCUCGGGAUCUGCACCGGCGCCGCCUCGGCCGCCAUCAUCGGGUCCGAGGGAAUGGCGUUCAUCGCCGCCGGCCCCGCCGUCCGCGCCGCGCGCGGCCUCGCGGACUGCGGGGCGCCGCUCGCCCUCGCGGAGAGCACGUGGCUGGAGCUGGGCCCUGCCGCGCGCGUCGGGCCCGGCGCCGCUGUCGGCGGUGGGUGGCGGUGGGUAAAGCGGCUGGGGGUAGCCGAGGCCGACGGCGGUGCACCCAUCGACGCACGGCUCCUGCUGCCUGGCUGUGACGACGGCUGCUGCGACUGCGGCGUCACAGCAGCUGCGACAGCCGCCGGCUGCGGCGUGUCCGCCCGCGGAGCCGGCGCCCCGCCAGCCGUGUGCGACGCAAGGGGCGCCAAGUGCAGCUGUAGGGCGUGGGUUCUGGGCUGCGGCUUCACCGACCCUGACCUGGAGGGCGAAUUUGCUGCGUGGCACGACGAGUCUAUGGUCACCGUCGACAAGGUGAUGCUGCUGCCCUCCCUGCUCAACGCCACGGCGGCCCUCGCCCACCACGCAUGCAGCGGCCGGUGCGGCGGCCCCGUCGGCGCCGGCUCGGUCGCGGCGGCACAGCUGCUGCCGUGGGGCUACCUGUCAAUCCUGGGCCCCGCCACGGCGCUGCUCUCUCUCCUCCUGCUGGACCCGCUACUGCGCUGCGGCCAAACGCAUUGGCGCGUACAAGGCGGCCGCGUCGUUGAGGCGACGAAAUUCGCAAUCAAGCUUCUGGCGUUGCUGCUGCGGUCGAGCAUGCCUGCGCCGGCGCCGGCGCGGGCUGUGUGGCUGCUGGGCACGCUGCCGUCCGCCCUGACUUGCAAGCUGCGCCUCCAAUGGCAGCUCCUGCUCUCAGCCUCCGCUUUGCUGCUCACCACCGCCGCCGCCGCGGCCGGCUUGCUCGACCCCGAGGGGUCGUCCAAGGGCGGGGCGGGCGCUUUGGGCGGCGCGCUGGCGGCCGCGGUCCUGCACUGCGGGAUCGUGUAUGCGUGGGACGCGCGCCUUCGGGCAGCGUUCCUCAACGCACGCCGCGGCUCCUGCGACCUGAAGGCCAAGCAUGCUUGA